Molecule: messenger RNA, 1116 nt
Organism: Zasmidium cellare ATCC 36951
Lineage: Eukaryota; Fungi; Ascomycota; Dothideomycetes; Mycosphaerellales; Mycosphaerellaceae
Exons: 2
Coding region: 1-1116 (371 amino acids)
Biological process (GO): carbohydrate metabolic process; peptide modification
Cellular component (GO): plasma membrane
Source: RefSeq, a predicted model, not a curated record
AUGCCGCCGCGGUAUUUCAAGAAUGAUGCGCCGCUGGCGAGGCGAGAUCCUCGCCGCCAACUCGAAGCCUCCCUCACACGCCUCGUAAACGACAACCCACCGAAUGAGAUCCGCCCCGGCGGCGGCCUCUUCAAAGGCCCGGUCAGCGUCGCCUACGUCUUCCUCGUCCUCCAGCAAAUGUACCCCAACCUGGUCAUCGAAGGCCACGCCCUGGGCACGUGGUCCGCCGCAUACCUCAAGCAAGCACAAGACAACAUCGCCAGCUACCCCGGUCCCUCGAUCGGCAAGUGUGGCAUUACGGACGACAUUCUGAGUUUGUUGGCGAUUGGGGCGGCGAGCAGUAAAGACGCGGAGAUGGCGGCGAACCUGUGCGAUUACUCGGCAGAGGCGAUUGAGCCUGAGACGGAGAAUGAGAUGCUGUAUGGACGGGCGGGAUACCUCUACCUCUUGCGGCUGGUCAAGGCGUCGUUCGUGGACGAUCCCAAGACUCUGCAACUCAUCACAGAUACCCAGGACGACGUGAUCGACGUGAUCCUCGAUUCGCCCCGGCCGUGGAAAUGGCGAGGUAAGACCUACAUCGGCGCGGUCCACGGCGCCAUGGGCAUCAUCACCCAAGUCGUCCUCACCAACCCCCAGAAAUACGCCGAGAAAAUGGAGACCGAACUGGCCGUCCUCCUCACCUACCAAUACGACAGCGGAAACUUCCCCUCCAGCGUGCCCCCCGAACGCGACCGCCUCGUCCAAGUCUGCCACGGCGCCCCCGGAGUCGUGACAUCCCUCCUCAGCAUCCGCUCCCACUUCCCCAAUCUCCACGAAAAAAUCGACAAAGCCAUCGCCAAAGGCCGAGAAUGCAUCCUCGAGCGCGGCCUGCUCACCAAGGAACCCUGCCUGUGCCAUGGGAUUUCUGGAAACGCGCUCGCCCUGGAGGAUGCCGAGUUUGAGCAUUUCUUAACGUACACGACAGGCCAUGAGAUGAAGAGUAUGGAGAAGGACGGGAUGCUGGAGAAGAGUUCCGCGCCGGAGAGUUUGUUCUUCGGGGAGGCCGGGCGCGCAUGGACGUGGGCGGUGGCGGAUAAGGAGUUGGAGAAGAGGAUUUUGGGGUAUAAUGAUCUUUGA